AUGGUGCAGCAGCAGCAGCAGCAGCAGCAGCAGCAGCAGCAGCAGCAGCAGCAGCAGCAGCAGCAGCAGCAGCAGCAGCAGCAGCAGCAGGAGCAGCAGCAGCAGCAGCAGCAGCAGCAGCAGCAGCAGCAGCAGGCGCUGCCACCACUCACAACGUGGCGCGGCCCGCACCUGCACAGGAGCGCCGCCACCUCCACCUCGCUCAUGUCCCCGGCGUUGCCGCCCACGCUCGCCCCGACGCGCACGAGGGCGGAUAUGAGGCCGUCGUGGCCGGCGAACGCGGCCUCCAGCAGCGCGGUGCGCCCCAGGUUGUCGUGA
This is a messenger RNA of Monoraphidium neglectum, 318 nucleotides long. RefSeq lists its product as hypothetical. The transcript has 2 exons. Lineage: Eukaryota; Viridiplantae; Chlorophyta; Chlorophyceae; Sphaeropleales; Selenastraceae. The record is from RefSeq and is a predicted model, not a curated record. The coding region runs from base 1 to 318 and encodes 105 amino acids.